AUGCACUUGGUUGGUCGUACAGCUGCCCAGAACAAUGCUGUGAGAUCUUCCCUCUGGGCUCGCUUCGCGCGUGUUCAUUGUGGCCGCAAUGCCGUUUUCUUUUCUACCAGUCCAGCUUCCAACUCUGGGUCAGAACUCCCCAAAUUACGCUCAGUUCCGAAUCAGCUUGUUAGGGAGAUUGCGAUCUUGGGUGGGGGCAUUACUGGUCUAAGCACAGCUCAUAACAUCUCAAAAUGUCUCCCGAAUGCGAAAGUCACGAUAUACGAAUCGAGUAAUCGGCUAGGCGGAUGGCUCAACUCUGAACUGGUCCAGGUGGACGAUGGAGAAGUCCUCUUUGAAUGGGGUCCACGGACACUGCGUCCCGACUUGGGAGGUUCAGGCAUGGCCACUCUUGACUUGCUAGCUGACCUUAAUCUUCUCGAACAUCUCAUACCCACCGACAAAAACAAGCCUGCUGCUCUCAAUAGAUAUAUAUACUAUCCAGACCACCUUGCUCGUAUGCCUGGUGCUAGUGGCCUACUCGAGUUGCUUCGACGUCUCUAUUCCCUCCUUUUCGAACCUAUUUUUGCAGGCGCGGUAAGAGAGGUAACCCGCGAGCUUACUGCGCCGCCUCGAGAUGAUGCCCUAGAAGACGAAUCUGUUGGCGACUUCUUACAAAGGAGAUGGGGCAAAGUUAUUGCGGAUAAUUUCGCUUCUGCCAUCUUUCACGGAAUCUAUGCCGGUGACAUAUACAAGCUCAGCGCUCGCACUCUUUUGCCUGCAGCAUGGUUCCUGGAAAAGAAUGACAGUUCAAGCGCCAGCAUAAGCCUCGAAAUAGCUGAUAUGAUGCUGAAAGGGUUCAAGCUAUAUCCGCAAAAGAACCGGGAUUUCGCAACUAUGAGGUCUGCCAUGCAGAGUCUUGAACCUAGCAGGCCAAAGGCCGGAGCCUUGGCUGCGGUGAUGUCCAACCUCAGCGUUUAUACAUUUGAAAAGGGCCUUGGUGAUCUCGCCUCGAAGCUGGAGAACUCCCUCAAUUGCAAUCCAAAUGUCACUAUCCACAAGGAGAGCCGUGCGGUAUCAGUCACUUCAGCCAAGAACAACCAUAAAUUGACCGUCCACAUCGAGCAUGACACCAAGAGUGGUCAAUUUGAUUAUGUGGUUUCGUCUCUACCGCCAAAUUCUGUGCGGUCGUUCCUGGAACAAAGUGCUCAGUCUCGGGGUUCUUCGGCCAGUCAAAAUGUCCUCGCAGCUUGCAAGCACAGUGACCGCUCCGUCAACGUGAUGGUUGUGAAUCUUUACUACAGCAACCCAAAUUUAAUACCCCCUGAACAUACCGGCUUCGGCUACUUGAUUCCGCGCUCGGUCCCCUUCGAUCAGAACCCAGAACGGGCUUUAGGUGUUAUUUUUGGAUCGGAAACCUCUGGCAUCCCCGGGUACGUAGAAAAAAGACGGGUCACUCGAAGUCUAAUCAACGAGACGCUGGAACAGCUCGAGUCAGAGCGUGAAAAGGCACAUCGACAGUACGAGAUGUUCACCUACCUAAAGGAUGAACCAAAUGAGUCUCGUGAAAAGAACGAAAUGGCUUUGAAGACCACUUUAAAGCAUAUUGACGAAAGAAUUAUGGAUACUAAGCGUACCGAGGAAAAGUGGUUCGGAUCUGACUCCACCAAAGACGCCAUCGAGCUGGAGAUCAAGAUGGGGCAAGAUAGUGCACCAGGGACAAAACUUACCGUCAUGCUCGGUGGCCACUGGUGGGAUUCUUGGGCAAAAGAUGACCUGCCCGACGAGAAAGAAGCAAUUACCAUGGCGACCACUCUCCUGCGACGACAUUUGAACAUCACAGGUGAGCCCCAAAUCGCCAAGGCUCGUCUAGCUGAAAAUUGCAUCCCUCAGUAUCCCGUUGGUUAUCGAAAAGACAUGGCAAGAAUCCAUGAAGGAUUACUGUCUGAGUAUGAAGGGAGGUUCAAAGUCGCCGGACCUUGGUGGCAGGGUAAAGUUGGAGUGAGCGACUGCAUUCGCAAGGGACGUGAAACUGCCUGGGCCAUUCAACAACAAUUAGAUGACAAGACGGGGCUUGAAGAGUACACUGAAGAUGAGUCUUGGUGUAUCCUGCACACUCGGACGGGUGAGAAUGUUACUGUCGGGGGUGACUCCAGCCCAUCAUCCAAACAUUUACUCUAA
This is a messenger RNA of Exophiala aquamarina CBS 119918, 2160 nucleotides long. RefSeq lists its product as uncharacterized. Gene Ontology annotation, cellular component: mitochondrial inner membrane. Gene Ontology annotation, biological process: heme biosynthetic process. Bases 1 to 2160 code for a protein of 719 amino acids. The record is from RefSeq and is a predicted model, not a curated record. Lineage: Eukaryota; Fungi; Ascomycota; Eurotiomycetes; Chaetothyriales; Herpotrichiellaceae. Gene Ontology annotation, molecular function: protoporphyrinogen oxidase activity, oxygen as acceptor. The transcript is spliced from 2 exons.